This is a messenger RNA of Hydra vulgaris (swiftwater hydra), 1318 nucleotides long. RefSeq names its product beta-1,4-galactosyltransferase 7. Gene Ontology annotation, cellular component: Golgi apparatus. The record is from RefSeq and is a predicted model, not a curated record. Gene Ontology annotation, molecular function: xylosylprotein 4-beta-galactosyltransferase activity. Gene Ontology annotation, biological process: proteoglycan biosynthetic process; carbohydrate metabolic process. Lineage: Eukaryota; Metazoa; Cnidaria; Hydrozoa; Anthoathecata; Hydridae.
UUGUAGACGUAAUCAAGCGUUUUUUUCACGUUGUAUCUACACUAAAAUAUAUAACUAAAUUUGUAACUAACUUCCUAAUGGAUAUCAAUAUUAAAAGAUACAGUUUAUAAGUUCACAAAUCCAUUGAAAAAUGAAAUUGUUGCUUCUGAAAUAGUUUUAUUUAUGUUAAUUACAUAUUUUAACCUUGACGAUUUCUCCUUGUUUGCAUACCACCACAAGCAUACGAUCGUAAAAAACUUGUUUGUUAAAUACUAUCAGUAAAAAUGCAUUAUUUUAAACUAAAAAAUAGGAUUAUAUUAUACCUAUUUAUGCUUUUACUAACUUUGCUCUUCGGAAAAUUACUUUUUGUUAGUAAGGAAUGCAAAAACUUAAAAAACCAAAUACCGUCAAUACACCAAAAUGUUAUUUUUCCUGAUUUCUUCAAUUUAAAUGACCAUAUUGUGGAGUUUGACGAUAGUAAUCAAAUACGUAAAGUAAAACAACGUAAUGUUGUUGAACCUAUUGUUGCACCUGACAUUAAUUUGGAAAAGAUUGUAUCUGAAAACAAAGAUACUUCUUAUUUACAUCAAAAGUCUGAUUUUUAUGGACCUCAUCGAUUGGCCAUUAUUGUUCCUUAUCGAAAUCGAUUUGAAGAGAUGAAAGAAUUUGUUCCUUAUAUGCACAAGUAUUUGAAUGCGAAAAAAAUAAAUCACAAUAUUUAUAUAAUGAAUCAAGUUGACAAGCACAGAUUCAACCGUGCGUCUUUGAUUAAUACAGGCUUUUUGAUUGCACGAAAUGAAUCAUGUGAUUAUAUUGCAAUGCAUGAUGUAGACCUCAUGCCAUUAAAUCCUAAUUUAAACUACAACUACCCUGAACUUGGUCCAUUUCAUGUUGCUGCUCCAAACCUUCAUCCAAAAUACCAUUAUUCUACAUUUGUUGGUGGUAUUUUGCUAUUAUCUGUGGAUCAAUUUGAGGAGCUAAAUGGUCUGUCAAAUAUAUUUUGGGGUUGGGGUCGCGAAGAUGAUGAGUUUUACAUGAGAAUUUCUGAUAAAGGUUUCAAGGUUUAUCGACAUGGUGAUGAAAUUCUUACUGGUUUUAAUACUUUCAAGCAUUUUCAUGGACCGGAGCGUAAACGUGACUAUGUCAAGCUUCCUGGUCAAAAAAAGGCUAUGUUUUCGCGAGAUCGUGUCACUGGAUUAAGCACACUUGAAUACAACAUUGUGAAAAGACAAGAAAUUUAUAUAGACGGUUAUCAUUGCUCUGUUAUAGACGUGGAACUUAAAUGCGAUUUAAAUGCUACCCCAUGGUGCGAUCUUCCAGUAUCAACGUAAAAAGAAAA